UUUACAUUUUGGUCGAAAAUAUUUCGCAUCACAAUUUUUCUAUUAAAUUUCUUUUUGAAAAAUGACUAAUUUUUAUUGGAUUAUAGCUCAACAUUCCGGGAAAGUUCUUGAGGUUGAAGGUGCCUCUAUUUUUCAGCCUGCUAGAAUCAUCCAAGUUACUAAGAAAUCCGAACAUGAUCCUAUCGUUGAUGCGCAACUCUGGUAUUUUAAUGGCGGAUUUAUUGCCAACAAAAGGUCUGGUUUCAUGCUCGAUGUUGCUGGAGGUAAGUAUAAAUAUUAUUUAAUUAUUUGAAAUUAAAAUCUUCUUAACCCUAAAAUCCAAUUUUUUUUUUUUUUUCACUUUAACUAAACAAGCGAAAUAUGUAAACGGCACACAA
Rhizophagus irregularis DAOM 181602=DAOM 197198 is the source of this 377-nucleotide messenger RNA. The record is from RefSeq and is a predicted model, not a curated record. NCBI's taxonomy places the organism in Eukaryota, Fungi, Glomeromycota, Glomeromycetes, Glomerales, Glomeraceae.